GUUACAUCAAGGCUGGUUAUGGCCAAUUUAAAAGUUCCCACGAAGCAGGUCAAGUUCUACUUCGAUGUUCCUUGCAGAAGGAGGAAUGGCCUCAUUUUUACCAGCAUAGGCAAUCCAACGCCACCGCGUGCGUACGGUCUUAACGUGUUUUCCAUUCCACUUGCUCCAUAAUGGAUAGUUCGUCUGUCCUGAGCGACGAAGAUUACGAUGUCAUCUCCAACCCUGGUCAGCGCUCUUUGGAGUCCAGCAUUGCCGACUUGCAUCAUAUUCCAGCCUUGACUACUUAUGAGCUUCCCCCCUCUGAUGCAGCCAGGGAACGACUCAGUGCGGUGGCACUGAGUCCUGGGGAUAUACAAACAUAUGUGCAGAAUGCACUUAGUACUUCUGGUGCAAGAAAGUACCCACGGGACAACAUGACUUUAAGAGUGUAUGUUGAUGGCGUAUUCGAUGUAUUGACUGUUGGGCAUGUGCAUCAGCUCCGUCAAGCGAAACUAUCAUUCCCUUCCGUACAUCUUAUUGUCGGAGUGCUUUCGGAUGAGCAAUGUCGAGCUCACAACACCACACCUCAUUUCUCACAUCUCGAGCGUUGCGAGCUUAUACGGCACUGUCGCUGGGUAGACGAGGUACUAUAUGACGCCCCAUGGACAGUGAACGAUCGCUUUAUUAUCGACAAGCGCAUUGAUUAUCUUGCGUUGGAGGAGGGUUCCUCUGUUAACCCUGAAUUCGACAAGGAAAGACUCAAGGGAUACGACGCAGUGAAGAGACUAGGACGAGUACUACCCACCCGAAUAACUACUGGACUAACUGCUGCUCCGCUUUUGGUGUCUUAUAAUGCAUCGGAAGACAUUACACCAUUCCAAGAACUUGCCGAAAUGGCGUUAAAACAACCCAGUCACAGCACCUCUACGCACCUGCCUCCGACAACUUGUACUACCACGUCCGCCGACAGCAAGACUCGUGGCCUUGAGGCCCUAGAAGCCAUGUCGAACGAGCUAGCGGAGAGGUGAACUAGGAAGCAAGUAACUUUAUAUGACGGGCUUUUUAUACUUGUGUUGUGUUGCUACUUGCGCUAUUCAGCUGUUCUUGCUUUGUCGCAUUGGUUCUAUGUCAUGACACUUUCUGACCUUAGACUCGUGACCAGUCCUGAGCCUCUGAAACCUAUGAUCAUUCAAAAUCAGGCGGUACCACCAUCUGGGCCAAACUGAGCGUUCUUUCGUCUACACGUAUGCCCGGACACGAUUGUCAUUAACUAACGCACCAUAGUCAAGUAAGGUAGUCAU
Suillus bovinus is the source of this 1280-nucleotide messenger RNA. RefSeq lists its product as uncharacterized. NCBI's taxonomy places the organism in Eukaryota, Fungi, Basidiomycota, Agaricomycetes, Boletales, Suillaceae. Gene Ontology annotation, molecular function: choline-phosphate cytidylyltransferase activity; phosphatidylcholine binding. Gene Ontology annotation, biological process: CDP-choline pathway. The transcript has 5 exons. Gene Ontology annotation, cellular component: nuclear envelope. Bases 171 to 1007 code for a protein of 278 amino acids. The record is from RefSeq and is a predicted model, not a curated record.